GGGCCUGAGUCUGGGCUCAGCCUUUGCUUUCAAGGGGGGUCUGGGCUCCAGGAUGUGGGGCACUGAGGCCCCAGAGGCCCUGCCCCCUUCCUUCCCUCCCUCUUCUCUCCUCAUCCUCUCCCCCCACUCCUUUGGGGGUGAGCCCCUCCCCAGGGAGUUCCCAGCCAGGUAGGGUGUCGCCUGGAGCCAGGGGCUGUCAUGGAGGGACAAGAGAGGCAGGAGGGACACAGGGUCUCUGCCCGGGGCCUCUGGGACGCCGCCCGGGAACAGGGCAAUUAGGCUGGGUGGCAGGACGUGAGUCAGGGCAGCUGGGCGGCCCCCGGUUGGGCGGGCUGCCCGUCUGAGGUGAGGCAGCCUGAGCCUGAGGGUGGGCUGAGCUGGGAGGGGUGCCAGGCCAGCCUCUCCAGGGUGACCUGCAGCAGCCGCUCACCGGGUUUCCACAGCCUCCUGGGGACAACCCACGGCCCUGCCUGCCUCUCAGCCAGAGCUCCAGAGGCCGGAAGGGUGGGAAUGGAACCCCCAGGCCCCGGCUUGGCCAGCAGCUGAAAGCUCCCUCCCGGGCCUUCAGCCUGGGGGCUCUGAUGGCCGCCCCACCCUGCUUGGUGGCUCCUGUCAGGGAGGGGGAUGAGGCUCUGGAGGCCAGCCAGGGUCUCCCGGCCUGACCCCUGUGUGGCUCUGGCACCCCUUUUUGAGGCCUACUCCAGGCUCUGUGCUAGCACCAUGCUAGGCUUGGGGACAGCAGGGCACAGAACCAGGUGGGGUGUGUGGCUCUGGGCGGGCUGUGCCGGUUGGCUGGGACCUGCGGUGCUUUUACAGGUCGGCUAAAAAUCGACUGUCCCUCCCUGCUCUAGGGCGGGCUGUGCCGCAGCCCCCCUCGCAGCGCCCCCUGCAGGCGCUCCCUGGUAGGGGAGCCCGGGGACAGAGCUUGGUGCUGCGCGCGGGAGCCCCAGGCCCUCCCCUGCAAAGGCAAGUCCACGCCGAGUGGGAGGUGCUGGACCAGGGCGGCCGUGAGACCCUCAGAUCCCCUCCCCUAUUUGCGGCGGUCAAGGACUGAUCAAGAACGAGGCGACAGGACAGUGAUUUUUAUGAAAUCCCUCUCUCUAGCUGGUGGCUGAGAACUGGACAGAGAUGGUUGGCGGCCCUUAAGGCUGGCCCCCGGGGCAAGGGGUGGGGGUGGGGAGGGCUCCAAAGCGCCUGGGUGGGCCCCUCCCGCCUUGGGGCACAGGCUGGAGUGUCUCACCACUGGCUUCAGCAGGCACCCUGGGGCAGACACCUGGCUGGGGGGUGUACGCCCAGCAGAGGCUCCCAACCGGUGUCCGCAGGUCCCCAGGAGGGUCGCGUGGGGUCCCGGAGUGCGCAGUCCUGACACUCGCCCCGUGCGCCUGCGGGAGCCAGGGUCUCCUCCGCCCGCCCACCCAUCCACCCGCAGCCCGGCGCUGUCACGUUCCAGCCGCCUGACUCAGGCCGCGGGGCGGGGAGCCGGGAGGUGGCGCCGGCGCCCGCCUCGGCCCCGGAGGCGGCACCAGGAAGCGCCCGCCCCGGCCGGAGCCGCCAUGUAACCGGCGCCGCCCGGAGCCGAGUCUCGCUGGCCCCAGCGACCUGCCCGCCAUGGGGGACGAGGACGAGGACGAGGGCUGCGCGGUGGAGCUGCGGAUCACGGAAGCCAACCUGACCGGGCACGAGGAGAAGGUGAGCGUGGACAACUUCGAGCUGCUCAAGGUGCUGGGCACGGGAGCCUACGGGAAGGUGUUCCUGGUGCGGAAGGCGGGCGGGCACGACGCGGGGAAGCUGUAUGCCAUGAAGGUGCUGCGCAAGGCGGCGCUGGUGCAGCGCGCCAAGACGCAGGAGCACACGCGCACCGAGCGCUCGGUGCUGGAGCUGGUGCGCCAGGCGCCCUUCCUGGUCACGCUGCACUACGCCUUCCAGACUGAUGCCAAGCUGCACCUCAUUCUGGACUACGUGAAUGGCGGCGAGAUGUUCACGCACCUCUACCAGCGCCAGCACUUCAAGGAGGCCGAGGUGCGCGUGUACGGGGGUGAGAUCGUGCUGGCCCUGGAACACCUGCACAAGCUGGGCAUCAUCUACCGAGAUCUGAAGCUGGAGAACGUGCUGCUGGACUCCGACGGCCACAUCGUCCUCACGGACUUCGGGCUGAGCAAGGAGUUCCUGACGGAGGAGAAAGAGCGAACCUUCUCCUUCUGUGGCACCAUCGAGUACAUGGCCCCCGAAAUCAUCCGCAGCAAGUCGGGGCACGGCAAGGCCGUAGACUGGUGGAGCCUUGGCAUCUUGCUCUUCGAGCUGCUGACGGGGGCCUCGCCAUUCACGCUGGAGGGCGAGAGGAACACGCAGGCUGAGGUGUCCCGACGGAUCCUGAAGUGCUCCCCUCCCUUCCCCCCCCGGAUCGGGCCCGUGGCGCAGGACCUGCUGCAGCGGCUACUUUGCAAGGACCCCAAGAAGCGUCUGGGCGCGGGGCCCCAGGGGGCACAGGAAGUCAAGAACCACCCGUUCUUCCAGGGCCUGGACUGGGCUGCUUUGGCCGCCAGGAAGAUCCCAGCCCCAUUCCGACCCCAGAUCCGCUCAGAGCUGGAUGUGGGCAACUUCGCAGAGGAAUUUACUAGGCUGGAGCCUGUCUACUCACCCCCUGGCAGCCCCCCGCCUGGGGACCCUCGCAUCUUCCAGGGAUACUCCUUCGUGGCGCCGUCCAUCCUGUUUGACCACAACAACGCAGUGAUGACCGACGUGCUCGAAGCAUCUGGCGCUGGAGACCGGCCAGGCCGGGCAGCGGUGGCCAGGAGCGCCAUGAUGCAGGACUCGCCCUUCUUCCAGCAGUACGAGCUGGACCUGCGGGAGCCCGCGCUGGGCCAGGGCAGCUUCUCCGUGUGUCGCCGCUGCCGCCAGCGCCAGAGCGGCCAGGAGUUUGCGGUCAAGAUCCUCAGCCGCAGGCUAGAGGCGAACACGCAGCGCGAAGUGGCCGCCUUGCGGCUGUGCCAAUCGCACCCCAACGUGGUGAAGCUGCACGAGGUGCAUCACGACCAGCUGCACACGUACCUGGUCCUGGAGCUGCUGCGGGGCGGGGAGCUGCUGGAGCACAUCCGCAAGAAGCGGCACUUCAGCGAGUCCGAGGCGAGCCAGAUCCUGCGCAGCCUCGUGUCGGCCGUGAGCUUCAUGCACGAGGAGGCGGGCGUGGUGCACCGCGACCUCAAGCCCGAGAACAUCCUGUACGCCGACGACACGCCCGGAGCCCCGGUGAAGAUCAUCGACUUCGGGUUCGCGCGCCUGCGCCCGCAGAGCCCCGCGGGGCCCAUGCAGACGCCUUGUUUCACGCUGCAGUACGCGGCCCCCGAGCUGCUGGCCCGGCAGGGCUACGACGAGUCCUGCGACCUCUGGAGCCUCGGCGUCAUUCUGUACAUGAUGCUGUCGGGGCAGGUCCCCUUCCAGGGGGCCUCAGGCCAGGGCGGGCAGAGCCAGGCGGCCGAGAUCAUGUGCAAGAUCCGCGAGGGGCGCUUCUCCCUUGACGGGGAGGCCUGGCAGGGCGUGUCCGAGGAGGCCAAGGAGCUGGUCCGAGGGCUCCUGACUGUGGACCCCGCCAAGCGGCUGAAGCUCGAGGGGCUGCGGGACAGCUCGUGGCUGCAGGACGGCAGCGCGCGCUCCUCGCCCCCGCUCCGGACGCCGGAUGUGCUGGAGUCCUCGGGGCCGGCCGUGCGCUCGGGGCUCAACGCCACCUUCAUGGCGUUCAACCGGGGCAAGCGCGAGGGCUUCUUCCUGAAGAGCGUGGAGAACGCGCCGCUCGCCAAGCGGCGGAAACAGAAGCUGCGGAGCGCCGCCGCCUCCCGCCGCGUGUCCCCCGCGCCCGCCGCCCCGGGCCGGGCCCCCCCCGCCAGAGCGCCCCCCCGCCGAGCCAACGGUCCCCUUCCCCCCUCCUAGCCCCCGCCACUAGGACCCCCGUCCCCCAUGGGGGCUGUGACCUGGGAGCCUCGGGCAGCGGGCAGCGGCCGCCUCAUCCCCAGGGAUCGCCCUCCCCUCCCCUCCCCACCCGCUCCCAGACAGAGCAGAAAUAUUUUUAUAAGCAGAGAAUUUUUUAUGUCUUACCAGAUAGAGUUAGAGAUGCAGGGAGGGAGGGGGCCUGCUGGGAAGUUGGGCGUGGGGGGGCCUCUGCCAAGUCGCUGCCGCAUCUGGUGGACGGCUCUCCUCCCAGGGCCUGCUCCUGCAGGGAAGGGCUCCUCCCCAAUUUCUAAGCACUGAGUUGCCACGGGAGAAACUGGGACCUCUCCCCCGCCCUCCCCUGAGGCCCUGCUCUUGGGAGGGGGCACCCCUCAAGCUGUCACUUUAUGGGCUGUCUGUGCAAUUACGUCCACCAAAGACCUGUGUUGGGGGGUUCAGGGAGAGGCCCUGGGGCACCCCCUGAAGCAUUUCUGCCUCACUUUAUGUCACCUGCUUCUCCCCUAUUGGGGCUAAGGAAGGAGGUAGGCGACCCCCCAAAAGGGGAGGCCCCCUUCUCACCCACCCCCUCCCCUUGGCACAGCUGCCCCUGGCUGGGGGAGGGGCCUGGGGGGGCUGGGCUGGGCGUCCACGGUCACUGCCUCAGCCCAUCCAGGCUGUGCCUUUGACUUUAAAAUAAAAGUCCAGCCAGUG
This is a messenger RNA of Equus caballus (horse), 4632 nucleotides long. The record is from RefSeq and is a predicted model, not a curated record. Lineage: Eukaryota; Metazoa; Chordata; Mammalia; Perissodactyla; Equidae.